AUCAAUUGAAAAUUAAAAUCACAGUCCAUUCAAGAAGAUGUAACCGAAAGAAAGGGCCCACUUGAGGUCCAGCCUGUAGUUAGGUGGUGGCCCACUGCUUAUUAAGCCCAGUGGGCUAUCGAGAGCCCAUGCCAAACCUCUCGUCGUCUCCAAUCUCCCUCGCCGCCCACCAGCUCCCCCCUUCCCUUCCCCCUUUCCCUAGGGUUUCCGUUUCUGUUGAAACGCUAGUUCCAUCGCGAUUGUCCCCUUCUUCGGGUGAGAAAAGAAAGAGGAAAAUUCCUAAACAAUCCGAUAAAUCAUAGGUGGAAAAACAUUUAUUCAUCCAUGUCAGUCGAUCUUCUUCCUUGUAAAACCCUAGGGCUCGCUGGAGAUUAUCGGAGGCCUCUCGUGCUUUUCUUUCUGGAUUCAAGAUUUUCCUGUGAUGGAUUUCAAGUAGAGAUUUUGGGCUUCAGAUCCCCGUCUUCAUGGCAGGAAUUUCUCGGAUUUGGGGAAUUACAGUGAUCACUACUGGGCUUUGUUCUAGCAACGCCAUUCAUAAUGGUAGGAGCCAGUGAUACGGAGCCAAUAACUACGGAAGCACAACCGGCUUCAAAGCGCAGGCGAAAGAAGUCAUUAGUCUGGGAGCAUUUUACUAUUGAGGCUGUGGCUGGUGGUUGUACUCGGGCUUGUUGCAAAUUGUGCAAGCAAACCUUCGCCUAUAGUAGUGGUACAAAGAUAGCAGGUACCAGCCAUCUGAAAAGGCACAUUGCGUUGGGUUCCUGUCCAAAAAUAAAAAAUCAAGACAAGAAGCAACUUAUGCUCCCUGGUACACAAACUGAUGGGAAUGCAACUGAUCCACCCAAAAGGCGUUACAGACGUUCCAGCUGGAAUAGUGCACUGUUUGAACAGGACAGUAGCUGUGUCAAUCUGGCAAAGAUGAUAAUUUUGCAUGAGUAUCCACUUCACAUAGUUGAACACCAUGGUUUCGUAUCUUUUGCUCAAAGCCUUCAGCCUCGGUUCAGGAUGGCAAGCGUCAAUGAUAUUGAAGGCGAAAUCUUGUCAGUUUAUCAGAAGGAAAAGCAAAGCCUCAUGCAGAUAUUAGGGAACCUGCCAGGAAGAUUCAGCCUCACCAUUAGCCUUUGGACUACCAGUCAGACACUUGGAUAUGUAUGUUUAUCCGGACAGUUUAUUGAUGGUGAGUGGAGGUUGCACAGAAGAAUGCUCAACUUCAUGAUGGUGUCUUCUCCGCAUUCUGAGAAUGCUCUUAGUGAGGCCAUUGGGAUAUGUCUUUCAGAUUGGAAUAUGCAGACCAAAUUAUUUACUAUCACUCUGGAUAACAACUGCUCUUCGCAUGACAUUUACAGCGCAAAUCUCAGAGACCAUCUGACCAACAAGAACUCACUGAUGCUCAAGGGUCAGCUAUUUGUUGUUCGCUGCUAUGCCCAUAUACUGAAUGUUGUUGCUCAAGAUGUGAUGGCUUCGAUUCAUGGGAUCAUCUACAACAUCCGUGAAAGUGUGAAGUUUAUUAAGGCUUCACCUGCACGCGAAGAAAAAUUUGCUGAGAUUGCUCUGCAGCUUGAAAUCUUCAGCACAAAUAACCUGUGUCUUGAUGUUGCCACCCAGUGGAACACCACAUACCUCAUGCUUGUGGCUGCAUUGGAUUACAAACAAGCCUUUGCUUGUUUGGAAACAUGUGAUGAUAGUUACAAUGAGGCACCGUCAGCUGAGGACUGGAAGAAAGUGGACAUUGUUUGCUCAUUCCUUAAGCUCCUCUAUGACUCUGCAAAUGUUAUUAUGUUGGCAGCGGAUCCAACCGCAAACAUUUUCUUCCAGGAAGCAUGGAAGAUUCAAGUAGAGCUGAUCAAUGCCACAAGAAAUGAGGAUGCUACGGUGAGUGGCAUUGCCAAGGAGAUGCACGAAAAGUUUGACAAAUAUUGGAAAGAUUGCAGCCUCAUCUUGGCGAUUGCAGUAGUGAUGGAUCCUCGGUUUAAAUUAAAACUGGUGGAGUUUAGUUUCUCCAAAAUAUACGGUGAAGAUGCUGCUAGGUAUGUCAAGUUGGUCAAUGAUGCCAUACAUGAGCUCUACCUUGAAUACGUCGCCCAGCCACUUCCCUUGACCCCAGCUUAUGUAGAACAAGAAGGUGACACCAACGUCACCAAUGGCAAUAAUGACAACAACCAAUCAACAAUCACGGUUUCUGCAGGAGAUGGACUACUUGAUUUCGAUAUUUUUAUAUCUGAAACUGCAGUUACUCAGCAUACCAAGUCUGAACUUGAUCAAUAUCUAGAGGAGGCCCUUGUCCCACGAAUCCAAGAGUUUGACAUCUUGAACUGGUGGAAGCUGAACAAUCUCAAGUAUCCGACAUUGUCCAGGAUGGCACGGGAUGUCUUAGCUAUACCAGUGUCCAUGGUCAGUCAAGGCUCCUCAAUAUUUGCAGCAGGGACCGGAAGCUGUAUGCUUGAUGAGUACCGGAGUUCAUUACGCCCAGACAUUGUGGAGGCUCUUUUCUGUGCAAAAGAUUGGCUGCAGUUUGCGCCACCUGUAGCAGAACCAUCAUCAACGGCCAUUGUCAAGAUGGAAUUUUAAGUGAAGCAUUAAAUAUUAGAGUUAGUUGCGCAGUGACUUGUUAAAUUCUUAAAUAAGUUCCGGAAAUCCUACUCAUCUGGACUCAAUUUGCUCGGUAGGACAUGUUGUCUUAGAGUUAUUUUUCAGUUAUUUUAUUUUUCAGUUUAUGGGUCAUAUGUGUCUUUUCUGUAACUUGAAACAUGUUUAAUUGCUUGAUGUGCUUUUACUUGAAUGCGUUGCUUCUUCA
This is a messenger RNA of Dioscorea cayenensis subsp. rotundata (Guinea yam), 2791 nucleotides long. Its product is annotated as zinc finger BED domain-containing protein RICESLEEPER 2-like. Lineage: Eukaryota; Viridiplantae; Streptophyta; Magnoliopsida; Dioscoreales; Dioscoreaceae. The coding region runs from base 538 to 2565 and encodes 675 amino acids. The transcript is spliced from 3 exons. The record is from RefSeq and is a predicted model, not a curated record. Gene Ontology annotation, molecular function: protein dimerization activity; DNA binding.